Oikopleura dioica is the source of this 480-nucleotide messenger RNA. NCBI's taxonomy places the organism in Eukaryota, Metazoa, Chordata, Appendicularia, Copelata, Oikopleuridae. The record is from the annotation of a GenBank genome assembly.
AUGUUCGAGGCCCUUUGGGAAGGAAAGGACAUUCCGAAGCUAGAGAAGAUCAAGCAUGAAAAAGCAGCAGCCUUGUGCAAGUCAACGGAGACCGCGAAGAAGAGAAUCUCUCAGCACGCAGCGAAGUCGUUCUUGUUUUAUCUGACCGGAGAGUUGACAAAAUUCAACAAAAAUUUCAGCAAAUCAAAUCACAUCGAAUGCACGCACCAUUCUAAUCUGCUAAAAAUCACGAAAUACUUCCUCACCAUCGAUUCCGACUUGGUCGACAAGGCAGACUCGGAAUAUUUAGAAGAACUGGAUUUUCGACAAAUUAUCACGAAAACAGCGAAAUUGCUGGCAGAAAUGAAUCUGAGACUGGCUAGAGAAGAUUGCAAGGGAACGGAUAAUUUCGAGUUGCUUGUGAACGAGUCGAAAAUUCAAGAAAUAUUAAUCAAACUUCAGCAAAAAGAAUCUCGACGAAUUGAAAAAUUAAUGCAAUGA